GUAAAGUCACAACAAAAAAAAGUAAACAAAUUGCUAAUUUGUGUGAAAUAAAUAAUAAUGAUUUAUUUGUGAUAUUUCUCCAAAAGCCGUACAGAAUGGCUGGUCUCUUAUGUAGAAUAUGCCUGGCACGUGAUACUCGUAUGUGUACAAUGUACAACACGCCACUGGAAGUGCUUUAUCAAAAAAUCACAAAAAUACCUCUUAAAACAAAAGACGGAAGACCGCACGUGGUGUGUUAUGUCUGCUACCAUUUAUUGAGCAAGUGUCACAAAUUCAUUGAAAGUGCCGUUAAAACUGACAAAGUUCUUCAACGACUAUGUAGCAGUGGUAUACAGUUAACCGAGCAGCAUAUUGCAGCGAUAGACAAGGCUUUCUUACUCACACCAUUAACUAAGUCACGCGUUAUAAAUGUAAACGCAAUAAGCGAUUCAGACGGAGUCAGUAUAGAAGUGGCCGAAGUCAAGAGAGAAAUUGAAGAAGAUAAGCCUAUAUAUUAUGAGGUGGAAGUUGUUAAAGAAAAAGCUGAUUCUUUAGGGUUUGACGGUAUAAAUAAUACAGAACAUAGUUCAAAACAGUACGCUUGUACUAUCUGUGGUCAUUGCUUGCUGACCAAAGCUGAAGCUAGGAAGCACUACAAAUGGCAUGGCACCUCCGAAGAACCCUAUCUGGACUGUCUGAAUUAUUUAUUUGGCGCUCCACCAACUGUGGAAGUCACUAUGCAACCUAUCACGGCGCCAACUGACCACAAAGAAGCACUAACGGCACAAACAGGCACCAUACAAACAGCCACUGCACCAACUUACAGCAUACAAGAGUUGACGGCGCCAACUGACCACAAAGAAUCACUAACGGCGCCAACUGACAGCAUACAAGUGGUGACGGCGCCAAUUCAUAGCAGAGAAGUGCUGAAGUCUCCGCAAACUAUCAUAGCGUCCGACACUAGUCCAACGAAGAUUGAAAAUGAUGAAGAGAUGCCUAAGAAAGAAGAUAUGGACGAAAAAUCAAAUUUACCCGAAGAACUAAAAGAUGAAUCGCCAAAAAUUUACAAAAACGAAAAAGAAUUAAUGAUAGAAAUGAAAAUAGACGUCUAUAAAAAAAUUGUGAAACCAAAGAAUAUAAUAAAGAAAAAAGAAGAAACUGCGAAACCAAAUAAUACAAUAAAGAAAAAAGAAAAAGCAACUAACAGUGAAGUGACUGUAAAAAAGAGAAAACUCACUAAAAACAUGAAACCAAAUAGAAAAAAUGAAACAAAAUUAACCGUUAGUAAUAAUUUAAGCGAAAACGAGGUAUAUUGUGAAGUCCCAUUAUUUAAAUCGGAUGACCCGUUAGACACAAAUUAUAAAGAUAAUACACCAAAUACAGAUAAAUUAGACAGUUCAGACACGAAUAUGGACACGGAAGAUAUAGAACAAAAUGAUGAAAAUGAAACGAAAAAAAUUACAGCAACAGAAAAAACAUUUCCAUGUGAUACUUGUAAAAAAGUCUUCCGAAGUAAUGCGAGGUUGAAACGCCAUAGACGUGUGCACACGGGCGAGAAACCAUUCUCAUGCGAACAUUGCUCGAAAACAUUCGCAGACAAAUGUAACCUAAGUCGACAUUCCCGAAUCCAUUCCGGAGAAAAGCCAUUCGAGUGCGAACAUUGCUCGAAAACAUUCGCAGAAAAAGCUCAUUUAACUAGUCAUAUACGGAGACAUACAGCUGAAAAACCGUUCUCAUGUAACUAUUGUCAUUACAAGACUGCAUAUGAAAAUGUUUUAGUUCGUCAUAUACGGAGACAUACAGGUGAAAAACCGUUCUCAUGUACCUAUUGUCAUUACAAGACUAUUAAAAAAGAUAGUUUAACUACUCAUAUACGGACACAUACAGGUGAAAAACCGUUCUCAUGUAACUAUUGUCAUUACAAGACUGUUCGAAAAGCUCAUUUAAUUAAUCAUAUACGGACACAUACAGGUGAAAAACCGUUCUCAUGUAACUAUUGCGAUUACAAGACUGCUGUACAAUCUCAUUUAACUACUCAUAUACGGACACAUACAGGUGAAAAACCGUUCUCAUGUAACUAUUGUCAUUUUAAGACUGUUCAAAAAUCUCAUUUAUCUACUCAUAUACGGACACAUACAGGUGAAAAACCGUUCUCAUGUAACUAUUGUCAUUACAAGACUGCUGUAAAAUCAGAUUUAAUUAAACAUAUACGGAUACAUACAGGUGAAAAAUCGUUCUCAUGUAACUAUUGCCAUUAUAAGACUACUCAAAAAUCAACUUUAAUUAAACACGAAAGGACACAUACAGAUGAAAAACCGAUUUGAGGUAAACAGUCACUAUAGAAAAAAAUUCUUCAGUAAUUAUUCCAGUAGGUUGUAGGUAUAGUUAGUAGUAUAAAAGCAGUAAAAGAUGUAGCUAAAAGUCUUUGGUGUAAGUAGGUAGGUAUACUAUACAGGGUGGAAACGAUGAGGUGAUCUCACUCGAUUAUUUCUAAACUAUGCAAGAUAUCGAAAAAUUGAUUACUGAUCCUUAAAGUGCUUACCGCGUACGUGCUUAACAAGUUUUUGGAUAUCUUGUAUAGUUUUUAAUAUUGUGUGGUUUUACUAAAUGUAUGGAAGCUGGAAACAUUGAAUUUUCGGAUAGAUCCAUUUAUUUUGUAACCUAUUAUUGGUACCGUUGGAUAGAGCUCGGGAAGCACUUUCAGGAUCAGUAACCAGUUUUUGGAUAUCUUGUGUAGUUUAGAAAUAAUCGAGUGAGAUCACUUAUCGUUUCCAUCCUGUAAAGGGAGGCACACAGAAAAGGCCUAAGUUACCAACAACGAGAACCGAACAUAGGACCACUUAUGGCAAUGUUAGUAGGUAGGUACGUCACUACCGUCAUAUUUUUCUUCCGUUCAGUUAAUGUUCUCAAAGCUAUAUAGGUCUACGCAAUACUUUGAGAAUAGUAACUGAGUAUUAUUUAUUUAUUUUUAACAGAGUUAUAAAGUUGCCUUUUUAAACUGUAUUUUCUCAAUUAUUAAUUUAAUAUUGACAUAAGUAUGUUAUUCUAAUGAUGGUAGUUCAUUCAUGAACAUGAUUUUGAAAUUACUUACAAUUUGAGACAAUAUUAUAGUUAUUAAUAUUAAUAGGUAUUUUAACUAAGUUCUUUACUAAACAAAAAAUACACCGAAACUAAUAAAAUGUUUUGUUUGUAUUAAACACGAACUAUUUAUUACUAAUGAAGUCUUGAUUACUAUCAAUACUAAUUUACGACAAAAAGUAUAUUUUCCAUUUUUUUUUGUAAUUCAUUCUACCACUAUAAUUUGUUUUUUUUUUAUUGUAAGAGAAAAAAUAUUUUUGUUUUAUAAUUGUUAUUGUGUUUAAAUUGUGUCCCUGUCUGCAUGAUACAAAUAACAUUUAAGUAACAUAACGCCUUAAUAAAGUUUACUAAACUAAAA
Molecule: messenger RNA, 3415 nt
Organism: Ostrinia nubilalis (European corn borer)
Lineage: Eukaryota; Metazoa; Arthropoda; Insecta; Lepidoptera; Crambidae
Product: zinc finger protein ZFP2-like
Exons: 7
Coding region: 96-2303 (735 amino acids)
Biological process (GO): regulation of transcription by RNA polymerase II
Cellular component (GO): nucleus; nucleoplasm
Molecular function (GO): RNA polymerase II cis-regulatory region sequence-specific DNA binding; DNA-binding transcription repressor activity, RNA polymerase II-specific; zinc ion binding
Source: RefSeq, a predicted model, not a curated record